Molecule: messenger RNA, 6157 nt
Organism: Epinephelus lanceolatus (giant grouper)
Lineage: Eukaryota; Metazoa; Chordata; Actinopteri; Perciformes; Serranidae
Source: RefSeq, a predicted model, not a curated record
AAUCAGUGGAAAUACUGCCUUUGCUGUGUAACCACGGCAACUCCUCCCUCAAAAUGCAACAUCACCAAAGCCCACACCGCGUGAAGCGAGCAGGGAAGGAUGCGCCGUUUGCCGCUUACCUGGCUUUAUUAAUAAACCGAGCGGUUCACGUGGUCAGCGCAGCCCAGCAUAAUAUUCUGCUACAUUAGCAAGGUAUUUUCGACCGGGUGUUUUUUUUUUUCUUCCUCCUCUCAUCCGAGACGGGAGGGAUGCUGCUGCUGCUGCUGCUGCUGCUGUGAGGGAGAGAGGUGAGCGCAGUUGGAAAAGCAUUUUUUUCCUCCUCUCCAAAGCUCCUCCUCUGUCGUCGGAGAGCGGAGACCGGUCACAUUUUUUGCUCAAUGAGAGCAAGAGGGCACCGGAGAGGAUUUCCUAAUUUCAACGUGCUGCUGUGCCGUGCGGCUGUUUUCUCGCCUCUGUCAAAGAGGCUAAUAUGAAGACAUCAUUUGGCAAACCAGACCCUGGAAAGCACCCACAGUCCUUUCAACUGAUUUGAAACUGAAAACAAGCACCAUGCAGUGUCUCCGGUAAAACCUGCUCCCCACUCUCCCCUCUACCUACCCAGCCAUUGAGAGUGAGGACACCACGAGCUGCACAGACAUGGGUUCAGAUCAGCCCUGCAUGGAUUCACCAGAGAGAAGGCCCAUGGUGGGUGCUGCCUGUAAGCGGCAGGCCUACCGGUGUCUGCGGAGAAAGCUGAGGCCCGUGCGAAUCUUAGGGUUCGUCCUCAGCCUGGUGGCCAUAAGUGCUGUCUCCCUCAGUGCCUUGACCUGGAGUUCAGGGGGCUUCAGCGAGCCAGUGCUCCCCCAGGAGAGUCUCCACCAGUCGGCCCCCCACCGGACUCUACUUUUCACCCAACACCAGAGGGACCCUAACGUGUCAGCCGACAUGCCAAUAGCCAUGAAAUCUACAGCAGAUAGCAACGACAGCCAGGGGGAGUACCCGCCAGACAUUUUCACCCUUGAGGAGAGGCGCCAAGGAGCAGUGCUCCUCCACAUGUUUGGCAUGAUCUACAUGUUCAUUGCCUUAGCCAUAGUGUGCGACGAGUUCUUCGUCCCAGCGCUGACCGUCAUCACGGAGAAGCUGUCCAUUUCGGAUGACGUAGCAGGUGCCACCUUCAUGGCGGCAGGCGGCUCAGCCCCAGAGCUCUUCACCUCCAUCAUCGGUGUCUUCAUCUCACACAGCAACGUGGGCAUCGGGACCAUCGUGGGCUCGGCCGUCUUCAACAUCCUCUUCGUGAUUGGGAUGUGUGCCAUCUUCUCUAAGGAGAUCCUCAACUUAACAUGGUGGCCGCUCUUCCGCGACGUCUCCUUCUACAUCCUGGAUCUGAUCAUGCUCAUAAUCUUCUUCCUGGAUAACUUCAUCUCCGUGUGGGAAAGUGUCGCCCUGCUCUCAGCCUACGCCACCUACGUGAUCUUCAUGAAGUGCAACAGCAGAGUCGAGAGCUUCGUCAAAAAUUGCAUGAGCAAGAACCAAGUGGUAGAAGUAGAAGUACAACCCAAGGAUGAGAAGGCAAGUCCUGGGGCGCCGGAGGAUGACGGCAAGUUGUCGGCCAGGCCUCGGCUUCAGAGGGGGGGUAGCUCCGCCUCCCUGCACAACAGCUUGAUGAGGAACAGCAUUUUCCAGCUGAUGAUUCACACGUUGGACCCUUUAAGUGAAGAAUUUGCUGACUCUGAGCUUGGGACUUAUGGGAAACUAAAAUAUUAUCACUCAAUGACUGAGGAAGGGAAAUUCCGAGAGAAGGCAUCCAUCCUUCACAAGAUCGCUAAAAAGAAAUGCCAAGUGGAGGACAGCGAGAAGGCCAAUGGAGUGGCAAGCCGUUCAGAUAAGAACCUUCCAAACAGCUCCAGCGUGGAAGUGGAAGUGACACCACCCAUGAACGGAACAGCAGGUCAAGAGGGGGAGACGGCGGAGGAUGAGGAGGAGGAGGACCAGCCUCUGAGCCUGUCCUGGCCCGAGUCCAACCGCAAGCGCUUCACCUACCUCUUAAUCAUGCCUAUUGUCCUUCCCCUGUGGCUGACGCUGCCUGACGUCAGAAAGACGGCAUCAAAAAAGUUCUUCCCCAUCACCUUCCUGGGUGCCAUCGCCUGGAUUGCGGGCUUCUCCUACCUAAUGGUGUGGUGGGCUCACCAGGUUGGAGAGACCAUUGGGAUUACAGAGGAGAUUAUGGGCCUGACUAUAUUAGCAGCUGGAACCUCCAUCCCUGACCUCAUCACCAGUGUUAUUGUGGCACGCAAGGGGCUGGGGGAUAUGGCUGUAUCCAGCUCCGUAGGCUCCAACAUCUUCGACAUUACUGUUGGACUGCCGUUCCCCUGGCUCUUGUGGUCCCUUUUCAGGAACCUGCAACCGGUGCAAGUCAGCUCCAAUGGUCUCUUCUGUGCCAUCGUGCUCCUCUUCAUCAUGCUCCUCUUCGUCAUCAUCUCCAUCGCCGCCUGCAAGUGGCGCAUGAGCAAGCUGCUGGGUUUCAUCAUGUUCAUGCUGUAUUUCGUCUUCCUGGUGGUCAGCGUCAUGCUGGAGGACAAGGUCAUAACCUGCCCGGUGUCCGUCUGAGGACCUUCGAGGACCCACUUCCAAAUCCCUCAUCACCACCACAACCACCACCACCGACACGACCAUCCUUCUUGUCUGCCAUCGCUCUCACCUGACCCUUGUGAUCCUUUACCCCAGGAAUAAAAGAAGAAGAAGGACGACUGGACAAGAAAAUAUAAAAAAUAUGAAAAAAUAUGGGCUCUACAUAUUUUUAGUUAAUAGGUGGUGGCAGGGAGGGGUGACACCAACAAGGGCACAAGACUUUGGCUUGGCUGGUUUAGCAUAGGCCUAACUUGAGUGGAUUUUUAUUUAUUAUUAUAAUUAUUAUUAUUUAAUUGGCAGGUGGGGGGGAGUUUAUAGGUGUAUCAGCCAAAUAUAGAAGCAUUAUACAUGCCAUUAGUGUCACUAGACAAGCUGGAAUCAAGACCACGCCUGGUAGGUUGAGGAGAAUGACCUCCUGUGAACUUUGGGGAAGAAAACGAGAUGCACUGUAUAAAACUCUUGAUAAUAAAUGCAGUGGCUGAGCUGAAAUUAUGAGAAUAUUUGAACACAAAAGACGCUGUAGCCAAGAGUGAAUAGGAGUUUGUGGAUGAGGAAAUGGCAGACUGUGUGGGUGAAAUGUGUUUCCCGUCUGAUGGUAUCGAGCGAAAAGACUCUGAGCAACCUGAGCAACAAGGGAUGAAACACUCUCGCCGGGCAGACGAACUUCUUCUUUGUUAUUUCUUAUUUGCAAAUUCAUCACGCGCUCAGUCUGAAUGACGAGUUUAAGCUUCCCCUCUCCCCUGCCGGAUGUCAUUUUUCACCACUGAAUGUUUCUUCAGAGGAUUUUUUUUUUUUUUUUUUUAAAUGUUUGGAUUCAUUUUCAUGAAAUACAUAGAUGUAGCCUUAGAUGUACUGUAGCAGUAUUAGUUCAUGUAGAGCCAUCUCGACAAUCUGCUCCUCUUUUACCAAUGAACACACGUUCUGAUUGUACAGAACUUUUCAUGCUUCACACGCACCGACUGACAAAGGCAAGAGAGAAAAAAAAAGCGCCUAACUGAAGUUUAGCCUCUCAAAAUAUACGCUAGCCUUCAAUAUCUUUCACUGGUUGGGGAAAAAAAAGGCAUGAGUACUUUAGGCUCAUUAAAGUUCCGUAAUGAAGUCAAUGUCAAAAUAAUGCAUUUGAAAAAAUAACUUAACAGUGUUUAAGCGUCAUGGUUGAUUUAGAUUAGUCAAUGUGUAGUGCUUUGUUCACAGUAGAACUGGGCUCAACUCACCGGCUAGUCAAGCUCCUGGGGUCGUAGUUUCAAGGAGUCAACUGCAUGUAAAAAAUAGACACUUGGAGGUGAAUAAUACCAAUCGACAUUUAAGAAGUUGUAUACCAAAAUGUACACUUUUUCAAACAUGUUUCAUAACUUCUUAAUGCAAACCAGUGCUCAGUCUCUAUGUAGAAAGUGUCAAGAUGUAUGGUCAAUGAUAUCUAUCAAACUUGUGCAAUUUCUUUUCUAAUCAAAGGUGCUUUUGUGUGCAUGUGUGCAAUCUGCAUUUGAAGUCAUCACACAAUGACCAUUCCUUAUAUUUAUCUAUGACUAGAGGUUAUACUACCAGUAUUUUGCAACUAAUUGCAAAAAAAAAAAAAAAAAAUACACCAAACUGUGUUUUAUACUGGAGAUAGAAAUCAUAAUCACAACUUCUCCUUAAGCUACAUAGAAUGUGGAAAUCACAAAUUUAACAGCAAUAUACCGUGUGUGUCGUCGUCGAGAAUCGCAUCCCCCUCCAUACGUCUGUCCUUCGCUGUCCUUCCUGUCCGACGUGCCCCCCCCCCCCCCCCCCCCCCCCCCCCCCCCCCCCCCCCCCCCCCCCCCCCCCCCCCCCCCCCCCCCCCCCCACACCCACACCCCACAAGAAAAGAAGUGGGCGACCAUUUCUCCGUAACCCCUUCCUGUUAGAGCUGGCCAGAAACACCCGCUUUACCUCAACACAGCCUCUGUACAGCAGCGUAGUAACUGUAAAAUAAUAGUAAAUAGAUUCUCUGAAUGUGUGAGGAAAAAUGCAUGCGAGGAUUAUGGGCUGGUUACCCACUGACUGUACAGCUGAGCUUAGACCAACUAUAUAUGUUCACUUUUAUGCAUCCAUUCAGAAAAACAAACACCAAGAAUUUAUAGGUUUUACUUUGUAAAUAUACACUCCUUUUUUUGCAAGAACCAGAUGGUUCACACAUGUAUUUUAUUUAUUUUCUUUUUUUGUAAAAGUGGAUGGGAAUGAUGAUGAUACGCCGAAGGCCCUUUAGUAUCAUGGUAUUAUUGAGCAAAAAGAAAACUCAAGAGCAUUUAUUUUUAGACGACUCAACAUCUCGUUAACAUACUUUACUCUAUAAACAGGCCCGUUCAGGUUCUGGUAAGAAAAUGAGGGUUUUAAACACCACAUUGUUUCUUUGACUUCAACAAGAGAAGGAGUUAUCGAUGCUGCCACUGUUUUCUGACGUUUGGCAAAGAUUGCUAAUGCACAGGUCAAAGAAAACAACGAUCCCCACAUCAACCAAACUCAUAUGUUAAACUGUAACUGUGCGGUGUGCUCGCAUGUAGUACAUCUCCUUGAACAUUUCCACAACCCAGAGAUUCAAAGAGUCAAUUUAAAACCUCUGUGAUGACUCAUGUACUUUGUGAAAUGCUCCUGCACACAUUUGCCAUUAAGCUCUUCCCUCAGAGCGCCCACACACUCUCAUUAACAUGAUCACACCUCACCUCUGGCUUCUACUCACACCUCUCUGGGAAAUGCACCUUUUUUCUUUUUUUUUUGCUUUCUUGCUGAGAGUUAGAUGACAGUAUGGAUGCCACACAUUCAUGUCAAUGCAGUAAAAAGGAAGCUAGAGCUAGUGUCUGGUUAGCUUAUCAUAGUAGGCUACAAAACUGGAAACUAACGUUAGCUAGCCUGGCUCUAUGUGACGGAAACAAAAUCCCCUCUAAAGCUCACUAAUUAACAGGUUUUAUCUAGUUUCUUUAAUCUAUUCAAAACAAAAAAUGACAUGGUUUUACAUGGGGUUAUGUGCAAGCCAAGGAGGCCAAGCUACUUGUUUCCCCUGUUUCCUGUGUGUGCAAUUUAUGCUAAGCAAGCUAGCAGGUGGGUAACGAAUACAGGACAUGCAAAAGCAUAGUAAGAGAGGAAAAAGAUGAGGCCUUUGGGAAUAUUGAGAUUUUCCUUGGACAAAAAAAACCUCUAUAUGACUAAAAUGACAAUAUAUUAACAACCAUCCACCAAGAAAUUAACUUACGUGGCCUCCACCAUUUUGAAUCAUUAGCAUGUACGUCACAGCUCAUGGACUCUGAGCUUGCAGAAAAUAUACUCUCCCAAAGAUUGUGAAUACCACAAGAGGGGAGCGAUGGACUUCUCUUGUGAACACAGCAAAACUCUUGGUAGGAAAAUUACUAUGACUAUUUCCCAAAAUGUCUAACUAUUGCUUUAGCAGGUCGAGGUAUAAUUUUCUACCACAGUUGUCACAUGUUCAUACAGAACCUCUGCACUUUCAUUCUGAAAAACCUUCCCGUCAAGACCUUUUUUUGUUCCUAUGGUGUUUUUAUGUGAGAGCGUGGAUGGUGAGAAGAAAAAAAAAAAA